Drosophila bipectinata is the source of this 3041-nucleotide messenger RNA. It is a transcript of the gene Eaat1, whose product is annotated as Excitatory amino acid transporter 1. Gene Ontology annotation, cellular component: plasma membrane. Gene Ontology annotation, molecular function: L-glutamate transmembrane transporter activity; neutral L-amino acid transmembrane transporter activity; glutamate:sodium symporter activity. The record is from RefSeq and is a predicted model, not a curated record. Gene Ontology annotation, biological process: L-glutamate transmembrane transport. Lineage: Eukaryota; Metazoa; Arthropoda; Insecta; Diptera; Drosophilidae.
UUAGUUUUAGUACUGUUUUGCAAACCGACGAGUCAGGUUCUACUGCGUUGCCAGCAGGGCUGACUAGACCAGAUCGGUGUGAGUGAUAUACAGAUAUAGUAGUCCCACGAUCGCCGCGUGCUCGAGACAUCGCGUCUCCCGAUCCCAUUUCGAACCCAUCCGAUUCGAUCCUCCGCCCCGAAAAAGGGUUUUUCAAAAGCUGUUGCCCAGCUUGCGGCAAAUGUGAAUACUUUUGAAAGUGACUUAAUUGUUGACUUAGUUUUUUAUUCCUGGCAGAGUAUUGCCUUGGUCUAACGCAAAGACUGCUUGUAGAGGGCUACCAGGAGGAUUCAGGGUUGCAUAACCCUAGCCCCAAGAAAAACAAAGGACCGCAGCCAUGACGCGACCCAAGCAGGAUGAGAGCAAGUUCAAGGCCUUCAUGCAGGAGAACGUCCUCACCAUGGCCACCGUUAUUGGUGUCUUUGUGGGCGGACUCGUUGGCUUCAUCAUCAAGAACAGCACAGGGGAGUGGACGAAGCGUGAGAUCAUGUACAUAUCCUUCCCCGGAGAGAUCUUCUUGAGAAUGCUGAAGUGCUUGAUUGUGCCUUUGUUGGUGUCUUCGAUUACCAGUGCCAUUGGUGGCCUGGACUUGAGCAUGUCCAGCAAAAUUGCCACCAGAGCCAUCACAUAUUACUUUGUGACCACCAUUUCGGCCGUCAUUCUGGGCAUUUGUCUGGUGACCACACUGCGUCCCGGCCAGGGAGCCAAGAUCGUGGAAACCCAGACGGAGAGCAUUGACAAGGCCUCCAAGGUGCUCACUCCCGAUACCCUAAUGGAUCUGGUGCGAAACAUGUUCACGGACAACAUUAUUCAGUCAACCAUGUUCCAGCACCGCACUGAGAUCUAUGAGAACACCACCAUUAGCCCAGCACAGCCCAUGGAGAACUGGGAAUUCAAGUCGGCUCAACGCGAGGGCUCCAAUGUCUUGGGUUUGGUCAUGUUCAGUGUUAUUCUGGGUACCACCAUAGGCAGAAUGCGGGAAAAGGGUCAACUGCUCCAGGAUUUCUUUACCACCUUGAGCGAAGCUAUGAUGACUAUCACUUCCUGGGUGAUCUGGAUUUCUCCUCUUGGAGUGGGUUUCCUGAUUGCCGCCAAAAUUAUUGAAAUGGAAUCGAUAGCAGCAACAAUACAGUCUUUGGGAUGGUACUUCAUCACGGUCAUGAUCGGUCUUUUCCUGCAUGGUUUUGGCACCAUUGCUGUGAUUUUCUUCCUGGGAACUCGACGUCUGCCCUACCGCUUUAUUGCCAAACUGAGUCAGGUCUUGGCCACGGCAUUCGGUACUGGAUCCAGCUCGGCCACCAUGCCCCUGACCAUCAAAUGUCUGGACAGCAUGGGUAUCGAUCCGCGUGUCACUCGCUUCGUCAUUCCCGUCGGUGCCACCAUUAACAUGGACGGAACCGCACUCUACGAGGCCGUGGCUGCUCUCUUCAUUGCCCAGUACCGUGAGAUGAGCUACUCCUUUGGCACCAUUGUGGCCGUGAGCAUAACAGCCACCGCGGCAUCGAUCGGAGCUGCCGGAAUCCCCCAGGCUGGUCUGGUCACCAUGGUCAUGGUGUUGGACACGGUGGGUCUGGAGCCAAAGGAUGUAUCCCUCAUCAUAGCUGUGGAUUGGUUACUCGACCGCUUCCGUACCACCAUCAACGUGAUGUGUGACGCCUUGGGCACAAUUUUGGUUAAUCAUCUGUCAAAGAACGAUCUGGCCAGUGUGGACAGGAUUAAUGCCGAGCCCCAUGAGCUCCUCGAGCUGGGGGCCAAUGGCCACGAGAUGAAGGAAUGAAGGCAGUCUUCGCUUGGCGCCUAUAACCGCAAACGAUGAGUGGACAUGGCCCGACUGUGGGCAUGUUUCCACAUCCUCCCCAGCAACGACAGCGACAGCGAUGACUACGACGACGAUGAUGUGGAGUUUUAAGUGGGUCAUUGCUGAAGAGGUGACAGGCUGGGGUGGAUGCAUCACGUUUGUUUGCGGAUAAUUAUGGGUGACCAAGUCGCAUCUAAUUUCCAGAUUGAUUAAUUUGAAGCAGAUCCCUUGGGCACGGGGCCGGGGGACUGCCAGAGUACAAGUACUAAGCCAGCAACGAAUUUAAGUGACAUAUUCGUUAACUAGUUUGUUUUUCCCAAGAAUAAAUUAAAUCGAGACAGCAGCAAGCACAGAAUAUACAUAUGAUUUAAGAUCGAAAACAAAAGAACAUUUAUCGUCUAAAUUAGAGAUACUUUCAUGGUGUAAAUAAUUUUUAAAUAUAAUUAAAUUAUAUUGAGUUCAAAUUUGCAUUACAUUCUCCCAUAUGAUUAGUAUUAACAGCGAAACGACACAAAAGUUAAGUCAAAGCAAGCAAAGCCAAGAAAUCGCAUUUUUUAGGUCGCAAAUUGUUGAGAUCCAUGAGAUUCGUAACUAGUAUUUCUUUAAAGUUAUUCUAUAUACAGUGUUCAGACCUAGAAUCCAAACAUUUCAAAUCUGAAAAAAAAAACAAAAAGACGAAUAGGAAACUAGCAAUAGCCAAUAAAUGUCUAAUGCCAUACAAGCCAAAAGAAAAUUAAAUCGAAUCAGAAUCAGAAUUUCUAUUGCCGUUACAAGUUCGUGUUCAUAGUUGAGCUUUGUAAAUACUUAAUAGCUUAAGUAUACAUACAUAAAUCUUUAUGCAAAAUAUUUAUAUUUAAAGCGUGGAAAACAAAUUCUUGAAUGACAAUAAUAGAGCGCUGCAAUAAUCAGACAGCCAUUCAAUUUAUAUACGUAACACAUUAUUUAUUACAUUUAUGCAAAACAAAACAAAAACGAAAAAAACUAAAACUUAAAUUAGGUCAUAUUGGUAGAAAAAGCCAAACAUAAAAAUAUUUAAAUACAAAAGCCAUAAGAUUAUUAAAAUGUUUGCCAUGCUUUCUGCAAAAAUAAAGUUUGACGAAUAAGAACCGAAGAAUUGUUUAGGUUACGAAUCAUCUAAAAAUGUUUGUAGUUGUGUGUAGUCUAAAUAUAUGUUUACUAAUAAAUCUUUAUGAAUAUUACAAGA